GGCCAUUAGUGUACGACAUCCAUGAAAAUGAGAGAUUGAAAAUAUACUAAUAGAAACCGAUUAAGAAAGAAAGAGAGAGAGUCUCUACCACCACCAUAUCUCUUCUUUUCUUCCCUUUUUCCACACAUUGUCUAUUCAGAUUCGACCCUUUUUCCAGAAAUUUCCGAAACUUUGCAGCCGCCGCGUCUUUUGGGGUUAUUGGUGCUGGUGAGAAUUAGAAGAAUGGUGUCUCCGGAGAACACGAACUGGCUCAGUGAUUACCCUUUGAUCGAUGGUGUUUUCUCUGAUCAGAACCCUUCUUUUCCAUGGCAGAUUGACCAAAUCGAUGGCUCUGCUAGUGUCAGUGUUGAAGUUGAUGGCUUCCUUUGUGAUUCAGAUGUGAUCAAAGAACCAGGCUCAAGGAAAAGGAUCAAGUCUGAAUCUUGCGCUGGUGCUACUAGCUCGAAAGCCUGUAGGGAGAAACAAAGACGUGAUAGACUAAAUGACAAGUUUACGGAACUGAGUUCCAUAUUGGAACCUGGGAGACUUCCAAAAACAGACAAGGUUGCUAUUAUCAAUGACGCAAUUCGCAUGGUGAAUCAAGUCAGAGACGAAGCACAGAAAUUGAAGGACUUGAAUUCAAGCCUCCAGGAGAAAAUCAAGGAGCUGAAGGAUGAGAAGAACGAGCUGCGUGAUGAGAAACAGAAGCUGAAGGCUGAGAAGGAGAGAAUCGAGCAGCAACUGAAAGCGAUUAAGACACAGCCUCAGCCUCAACCUUGUUUCUUACCGAACCCAUCAACACUGUCUCAAGCUCAAGCCCCUGGAAGCAAGCUUGUCCCUUUCCCAACUUACCCGGGCUUUGCAAUGUGGCAGUUCAUGCCUCCUGCUGCAGUUGAUACCUCACAGGACCAUGUCCUUCGUCCUCCGGUUGCUUAAGAAGCUGCCUCUCUCUCUCUCUACUUAUUUGACGGUUCACGUUUCUUCUUACUCGCUUUUUUUUUUUAUUCUGAUGUAAUGAUUCUCACAUUGUUGUGAUUGGUAGACACAAUCCUAUGCAACUUUAAUUGAAACUGUGAUUAUCAUGCGGCUAUUUGCAUGUAAAUGGAAAUAAGCAUUCGCUAAAAAAAGACUGUUUUUACACAAAU
Molecule: messenger RNA, 1124 nt
Organism: Thlaspi arvense
Lineage: Eukaryota; Viridiplantae; Streptophyta; Magnoliopsida; Brassicales; Brassicaceae
Source: the annotation of a GenBank genome assembly